AUGGAAAUGUUAGAUCAAAUGAGUAUUGAAGUACAGAAUUUACCAAACAAUCAACGAUCAUCAUUUAAUGCUAAAAUACGUCAAUAUAAAACUCAAGUUGAUGAUAGUAAAUCGAGAUUGAAUUUGAUUUUAGAUGAUGAAGAUAAACGUCAAUUGUUUGGAUCAAGAUAUUCUGAUAAUGGAGAUGGAGAAUUUGGUGAUUCAGUUCAUGAUCAACAACGUAAACAAUUACUUAAUAAUAAUUCAUCAUUAGAUAGAUCAAGUCAAAGAUUAAAAGAUAGUCAAAGAAUCGCUUUAGAAACUGAAGGAAUUGGUGGUAAUAUUCUUAAUGAUUUAAGAGCUCAACGUGAACAAAUCGAAGGUUCAAGAUCAACUCUUCUGACUGCUGAUAGUUAUGUUGAUAAAUCAAUUCGAACUUUAAAAUCAAUGAGUCGAAGAUUGGUAGCUAAUAAAUUUAUAAGUUAUGCUAUCAUUGGAGUAUUGAUUGUAUUGAUUUUCUUAGUUCUUGCCAGUAAAUUCUGGUAA
Messenger RNA from Scheffersomyces coipomensis, 525 nucleotides. RefSeq names its product v-SNARE protein (gene VTI1). Bases 1 to 525 code for a protein of 174 amino acids. Gene Ontology annotation, cellular component: Golgi apparatus; late endosome membrane; SNARE complex. NCBI's taxonomy places the organism in Eukaryota, Fungi, Ascomycota, Pichiomycetes, Serinales, Debaryomycetaceae. The record is from RefSeq and is a predicted model, not a curated record. Gene Ontology annotation, biological process: intra-Golgi vesicle-mediated transport; retrograde transport, endosome to Golgi; intracellular protein transport. Gene Ontology annotation, molecular function: SNAP receptor activity; SNARE binding. The transcript has a single exon.